This is a messenger RNA of Rhipicephalus sanguineus (brown dog tick), 3035 nucleotides long. RefSeq lists its product as uncharacterized. The transcript is spliced from 9 exons. NCBI's taxonomy places the organism in Eukaryota, Metazoa, Arthropoda, Arachnida, Ixodida, Ixodidae. The coding region runs from base 182 to 1141 and encodes 319 amino acids. The record is from RefSeq and is a predicted model, not a curated record.
CAACACAUUCUUCAUCGACGGGCAUACGUGUUGCGAGAACACUUUUGGACCGUAAUGCAACAUACGUGUACUGUCUUGUAAGCCUUGUAUUGAUUUAUAUUGUCAAGUUGGAUGUUUAGCUCUCAUUAUUGUCCAUUAUUGCAAUGUAUAAUACACAGCGGAGCACCUUGAGCCCCGGAAAAUGAUACCUAAGGUCGUCUCUGCUAUCUCCAUUUUCUGGGUGGUUGGAGUAUGCGGUGCCACAGGACCAACGCAGCUUAACCCAAGCACGAAACCACCACCAAGUGCUACACCUAGUGUCUCCCAAGCCUCUCCUCUGGCAUCGAAUUCCGGUUUAGUAGGAAGUCAUGGCCGAGUCUCGCCACCAUCCAGUGCAACUCUUCACCCAAAGCCUGCAAGCAUUGCAGUAGGAGCGGGUACGCCUCACAAGCCACAGACAAUUGGCACGAGCGGCGCUGCGACCUCCAACGUAGCAGUUAAUUCAACGUUACGUGUGGCUGCUGCGGGAGUUCCGUCGCAAACUGGUAAGCAACAUUUUAUGCACUUACCAUUAUCUGCAACUUCCUUAACAAGCACAGCAAAGCCCUCAGUCCCGCAAAAUAACGCCUCGGCAGGCGGGAAACCUAUUGCACAACAGGCAUCAGGCUCUACAAGCACCUCAGUGAGGAACACACAAGCAUCACGACGUACAACGAGCGUCUCGGGAGUACAGAAUGGCCAGCCAGGCGGAGGAAUUCCUCCUGUGCCACCGGCAGCAGGCACACGUAACAAAGAACCUAAGGAGCCUGGUAUCACAGCUGCCCAUGCACCCAGCGUUACGACCAGACCGGUGGUUCAGAAGCCCGGGUCGCAACCGCCCAAGCCUCUAAACGAAAAUGUUGCACGGAAUCGACCAAGGACACAAAGAAUAGUGUCUCAAACCUUCUCGGAGGGACCACUGAAUGAUUUCCGAUUGGUGAAACCAACUCCCAGGAGGAGGAAUGAAGGAAUUUAUUUAUAUGUCGAUGAGAAAGACAUCCCUUUCUUCCCAGGACCGCUUAACGAACCUCCUCUAAGUGUUUUUGUUUAUAGGAUGCCUCCUGAACUUCCGAGAACAAUACCUAGACUGCCACCAAUACUCAGAAUGCGACCAGCAGAGUAAAAUGGUUGAACCAGCUUGGCCGACAACCGGAAGCUUCAAAUGAGAUAGGGCGCAAACCCAAAUAUAAAGUGACUAUGUUGAACUUAGUACACUAAGUACUAUUUCGAAUUCACGAAAAAAAAAUCGCGUGUUGUGUGAGAAUUUUCACCUAGGCGUGAACUGAUCAGCAAAGAAGAAACAUACGCAAAUAUUACGACCACGUCUUCUUAAUAACCUCAGCAAACGAUCAAUAUAAAGCAACACAUACAGGUUCUAAAGAAGUGUGCAUUUUGGGUGUAUUUUUUUCGUCCUUCAACGCAGUUAUUUUUAGGAAUCUCGAGGGAUGGAUGGAAUAAUUGCAGUACCUGAUCUUGAUUACUACAAGUGCUGCAUAAUAUUUGCGGCAGAAAGCCAAGUAUGUAAUCCUCGAUUUCAUAAAAAACAAUUGCAUUAUGAUUAGGGCUGCACGUUUUCGGAUAAAUCCCAAUAAAUCCGAUAAACGCUCGCCGGUAAAAUUCUGUACAAUUCGAAUUUAUCCGAUAAACUUCGAUUUUAACGGUCAGUAUAACCCUGUUUCGUUCUUUAUCGAAAGGGCAUGUCUUAAGCGGCCAUUGAUACAUCGGCCGGUUUUCGCCGAUAUGAACGUUACCCCAAGUCAACAAAAUAUUGCAGACUGGACCCAUCGCACAUUUACCAAUGAGCCUGUCGCGCACAUAGCGAGAGAUGUCAGCGCAUGUAGGAGCCCCGGGAGCGCGAGACAACAUUUUCAUAUACGGCCCCAUGGCAGCCCUGGGACGCGCCAGGCGAAAUGGAAUAUACGGACUUCGUGACGUAUGCUUGCGUCUAUUGCAACAAGCUUUCAGGUUGUAAUACGCACAAACGUAGAUGUUUUGUAAGGUUCAGAGCUGGGCUUGUAGCGCUUGUAAGUUUCUACUGGAAAGUCUUGCAGUUAUCUUCAACUGUGUCCUGUUAUUCUCAUUUUGAUUUUUGUGCAAUAUUUUUUUUUCUAAGUGUAUAGGCGGCACAUAUCUCGUUUUGUCACAUAAGUUUGCGCAGGAAUUUCUUCUUGGAUAAGAAUUCAUUGACUCUUAGUUCACAUGCCUCGAUCGUCCUAUCGCUUGGGUGUGCACAAAAUCCGUUUUUGGAUAAGUUAGCACUGCGCUGCUAGUUCAUUUCUGGGUCGCUGGGGGGUGCGUGGAUGCAUAUGUAUGAAAUAUUUUUUUCCUAAAGUUCACUUGCGAGUGUAGCGAGUGUCGUCUCCUUGUCUCAUUUGUCCCCGUCCAAACUGCGCUACUUCACUGUACGGUAUAUGUUUUGUAUUGAAGUAUUUGAGCUUGUGUGCUUUGUGUUAGUGCGUUGAAACCUCCCAGACAACGAAAAUGCGCUUGGCGUGUUCUGAUGCUUUUGUGUUUAGAUACCAUUUCGUGUGAGAUAUUUGAUUAUUGAAUAUAAUACAAAAUUAAACUCCGGAUUUUGGAGAAUACCGGAUCUACGAAAAAUGAACUCCGGUAAACGCCAGAUUUCCGCCAAAAAGUAAACUCCAAGAACACCCUCCGAAUUUCAAGUUACGUAAACACCGCACAUUGCAAUGAUUGUGGUUGUUCACCUGUCUAUUCAAAUUGUAUCAUAAUCAGCCGCCACAAAGAAAAGUGCACUCGAGAAAUCAUCGAAGCAAAGACCAUAAUCAUAGAAGGGGCGAAAUGUGUCAGCACACCGUCGAUAGUGUUGUCAGAAAAAGAAAUUAUGUUCCUCAAUUCGUCAGUGCGCUGAAAUUGUUACGUGGCCAUAAAAGCGAUGUAUAGCAGAUUUCCAAUAAAAAACCAGUUGCUAGAGCGCUUCCGUCUGUGUGUCCGUGUGUCUUCCUCUAGUCCCUGUCUACUAGCGCUACCCUUCCAAACCGAAAAAAAAGGAGCCG